Oncorhynchus masou masou (cherry salmon) is the source of this 2662-nucleotide messenger RNA. RefSeq names its product glycerophosphoinositol inositolphosphodiesterase GDPD2-like. The coding region runs from base 365 to 2020 and encodes 551 amino acids. Gene Ontology annotation, molecular function: glycerophosphodiester phosphodiesterase activity. The record is from RefSeq and is a predicted model, not a curated record. Gene Ontology annotation, cellular component: plasma membrane. Gene Ontology annotation, biological process: lipid metabolic process. NCBI's taxonomy places the organism in Eukaryota, Metazoa, Chordata, Actinopteri, Salmoniformes, Salmonidae. The transcript is spliced from 15 exons.
AUUCAUUCUGAUUCAUUAACAUUCCUGCCACAUAUUUCCACAAAGAACCGGAGUGGACGGCAGAACAACAGGCACAGAAAAGAGGUAAUGAAAUAUAGUGGACUGGACUAGAACAAGUUGAUGAACAGAACAUCACCGGCUGUUAUGGUGUUGCAAUAGAGAUGCACACACACUAUGAUCUAAAGGUUCAGAGUGGUGAGUCAGCCCUCAGCAGAGUGGAACCCCUCUCCUCACCUACAGAGCACAGAGCUGUCCACCCCCCACACACCCCACCGCUCUAUCCAAACCCUCUAGGACAGACAGGAUCCCCACUCCUCUGGACAGGAACCCCCUUUUUGUUUACUGUGAAUCAAGAGAUAAGGUGAUGAUGUCAGAGGACAGCUGUUGCCGAAUAUGCUGCAGGGGGGUAUAUAGCUGCUACUGGAGGCACCCCAGUGAGAGGAUACGAAAAUGCUCCCGCUGCAGGUUGUCAGUCCUUACCGCUGUGUCCCUCCUCACUCUGUUCUGGAUGUACGUCUGUCUGAUGGCCUUCAAUGACCGCGAGGAUGUUAACUGGAAGGCCUUUUCCAUUCUGAAACUGUGGGUGAACUGGUUCAUGGUGCUAAUCAUCAUCUCUGCUGUGUUGACCAUCUACUGCACCCUAUUACUGGUCUUUGCGCUGUUCCAACUUGCCUUGAAAGAGCCUUUGGACUUACACUGUCUGCACAAGUUGUUCCUGUUUUUAGGUGUGGUCUUCAUCACCCUGGGCAUCGCUGGAAUAAGUCUACAGUGGAAAGAAGAGUGGCACACGGUUCUUCUGUCACUGCAGGCCACGGCUCCAUUCCUACAGAUGGGAGGGGUUGGAGCCCUGACCCUGGUCAGCUGGCUGGUGUUCCAGGGCUUCCAUAGAUCCCGCAGAGUAGCCUCUAAGAUCCUCAUCAUGGUAGUGUUUGCUGGCGUGUCAGUGGCAAUGUUCCUCAGCCCACUCCUCAUCCAAUCCCCUUGUCUGGUGGACGAGAAACAGCUGCCCCCUAAACCUGCCCUCUUUGGUCAUCGCGGAGCACCAAUGCUGGCCCCAGAGAACACCAUGAUGUCGUUCAGGAGGAGUGUGGGGUGCAACGUGACUGCCUUUGAGACGGACGUGCAGCUCAGUAAGGACAGAGUUCCUUACCUGAUGCACGACAACGGCAACCAUUUCCUGAGGAGGACUACAGAUGUUCUACAGAAGUUCCCUGGGAAAGACUUGAACCACAGCACAAACCUCACCUGGGAGGAGCUACAGGAAUUAAACACUGGUGAUUGGUUCCUGAAGACAGAUCCAUUCCGUUCAGUGUCCCAGCUCUCAGAACAGGAGAAGAAGACAGCUGGGAACCAGAGUGUUCCCUCUCUUCUGCAGCUGCUUGACCUGGCCAAGACUCAUAACACCUCUGUCAUCUUUGACUUGAAGAAUGACAACAACAAUGACACUAAUGACACUGUGAAAACCAUCCUCAACUCUGGCAUCCCCCACGACAAGAUCCUCUGGCUUCCCCCCACACAUAGGGAGGAUGUGAAGAAGGUUGCACCAGGGUUCAAACAGGUUUACAACAAUGUGCUUGAUAUGAACCAUGAUGGAGCAGAUUAUCUGAAUGUCAAGUACAGUGCGUUGAGCGUCGCAGAGAUCGGGGAGCUUCGGAACAGGAAUGUUUCGGUGAACCUGUGGGUGGUGAAUGAACCAUGGCUCUUCUCUUUAAUGUGGUGCUCGGGGGCCAGCUCUGUGACCACCAACGCCUGCUCUGUCCUACAGGACAAGAACAAGCCUGACUGGACAAUGGGACGUGAUACAUACAGAUGUAUAUGGAUCACAUUGGACCUGGGGUCAUUGCUCAUAAUGUUCACACUCUUCAUCUUAAAUAGGACACAAGAGCAUCAUAUAAAGAGACAUUCUAUAAUGAGGAAGUGGAAUAAUGGUUUGUGUCUGAUUGUCUCUAGAAGAAAAGAGAUGCACACAUUUUCUGCUUUGGAAUCAAGAGAGCUAUCUUCCUUCUUACCAUCCGAAUAGUUCAGCUUGGAUCCAGAAAUCCAUCCCACCCCACCCUACUGUCUGAAUGGCUCAGUCUUGAAUCAGGAAGUAAUUAGGCUAAUUGAAAAGACAGUAUCUAUAAAAAUGUGUGGAUCACAUGCAUAAAGUACAUUUUACAUUCAUUAUGAGAAUUUAUGAGCAAAGGUGAAAAUACCACAUGGGUUGCCACAAGGAUGGCCAUUCAAGAAGUCAUUUCAUUGUCAUUUUAUUUCAAUAUAUUUUAAAUAUUUGUAAAUAGUGUUUUCCUAUAGAAAAUGUUUGCGUGACACUGUAUUUGUAAAAAAAAAUAUUAUUUGUUCACUGUAUACAUUAAGUUUACAUUAAGUCUUAUUUGGAAACUACUGGUGUUGGGUUCACUGAUAAAUGUCAGCACUAUUUCCACUGGGGCUUACAUUCUGAAUGAGAGAUUUACAAAAUGAUCACAAAUCAUCUUAUAGCCUAUUUUUUAAAUAAAAUGUUAUCUGGAUUUGACACCUGUCUGUGUGUGUGAACGCGACCGUGUGUGUACGCGCCCGUGCGUGAGUGAGUAGUUGUGUGCGUGAGAGACAGAGCGUGUGUUUCAGAAAAUUACAUGUCAUGAUUUAUUUAUUUAUUCUGUUUGAAUAAAAAAAAUGGAAUGUG